AUGCUUUUUGCAAAUGCCCUUAGAAAGUUCGCGGGCUUUGCUAUAAAAGACGUCGGCUACAACGGGAAACGGUUUGUUACGCUACUACUCUUCCAAGAGAUGUCCGACGCCACAAAGUUAAUGGAAACAGAGUCGGUCAAGAGAUUCGCUUUUUUUGGUGUCACCAUCUCAACGGUCGCGACUCUAACAGCAAUUAUAGCCGUACCAAUGCUAUGUCUCUAUAUGCAGCACAUUCAGUCAGGACUCCAAGAUGAACUCAAUUUUUGUCGUUCUAGAGGAGAGAAUGUCAAAGCUGAAUUUAGCAAGCUGGCCACGGUCCGCCAAGCAGCCAUAAUCAGUCGCAAGAAGCGCGCACUCAAUGCCUGCUGCUCAUGCGGAACUGGACCUCCAGGACCACCAGGUCCACCAGGGCUCGACGGUCCUCCCGGCAAAGAUGGAAUACCAGGUACCCCUGGCGCACCAGGAGCGGAUGCUGCUUCGGGAGAUAUCCACCCAAAAGCAGAAGAUUUCUGCUUCGAAUGUGAACCAUCUCCACCUGGUCCUCCUGGACCACCUGGGAUAAAGGGCCCCGACGGGAUGCCGGGAGCACCAGGAGAGCAAGGGCCACCCGGGCGACCAGGAUUUAGAGGGCCACCUGGACCCCAAGGACCGCCUGGGAAUCCCGGAGCCGAUGGGGAGCCUGGUGCACCAGGACAGCCUGGGCAAAUUCGCACUAUGCCU
This is a messenger RNA of Strongylus vulgaris, 720 nucleotides long. The record is from the annotation of a GenBank genome assembly. NCBI's taxonomy places the organism in Eukaryota, Metazoa, Nematoda, Chromadorea, Rhabditida, Strongylidae.